GGUAAUAAAAAGCCACGAUAACGGAACAAGAACACGGCACGGAAUGCUGCUGCCUCCGCUUCCUCUUCCCAAACGAUCGAUCAUCAACAAAAUGUCGACAACGAAUCAUUGAGCAGUGACAAAGAAAAUGAACCUUACGAAGAAAAUAUCGGCAGUAUGGAAAGUACGCGCGGAGAGAUAAAUAACGACGAGGAGAAAGAAAUGAGCUGGAGUUGCAAUAAUCAAGUUACUGACCAAAUAGACGUUGGCGAUAAUCCUGUCAAUGAACCAACCGAUAAUGGGGAGAAUACGCGUGACAGCGAAGAAUCACUUCAGCAGAGUGAAAUUGAAGACGACAACAUCAACGACAUCAAUGAUGACGACGCCGCUGAUACCGGUAACGAUGUAACAAACGAAUGCAUCAACGAUUCAGAACAUGAUUUCGGUCCUGACGACGACGACGACGAUAAUGGUAUUAAUGAAAGCGUUGAUGGGGAUGGCGACGGCGACGAUGAUGACGGCGGCGAAGCUGAGAAUUCGGAUCACAAUGGUAGCUCAUACAAAAUUGAUCGAGGCAAUGUCGUAAAAAUGAAACCGAAUGUGACGGAAGGUGAACUAAUUAUAAAAGUUUUAGCGAUAGGAGAGCGUUUCAAUUUGCCAAGAGUCGUGAUAUUAACUAUAUUUGCACUGCUAAAGCAAAUAAUCAAUGAAUGUACGAUACCAACUACCGAAAAAGCUUUGCAAACUUCGCAAUUACCGGUCAAGUAGAAAGAAGGUCAACCGUACGGCGGUAGAAGAUUUGUACGACGGUAUUGCUUAUAAAAAAAUGCAAAGUGACGGUAACUUUUUGAAUUCAAAUUUUAAUAACUCCUUCACCAUGAAUACAGAUGGCUGUCAAGUUAGUGAAUCGUCCAAGGAUAGUGCCUGGCCUGUUUUAUUAACGAUAAACGAACUUCCUCCUCAUAUGCGCAAACGAUACAUGAUAUUGGCGGGUAGUUAUGUAGGGAGGAAGAAACCAAAUCUUCUCGCAUAUUUGCGACCAAUAAUUGAGGAAUUAAGAAAAUUGUACACUACCGGUAUUCGAUGGAAGCCCGACGGCCAUGAAACGGUUACUAGUAAAUUCGUUACAACGACUGUUACCGUAGAUUCCAUGGCUAGGUGGGAAAUUCUUAAAAUGAAGAUAUUUCACGGAAAAUUCGGGUGCGCAUUUUGUUACGAGCCGGGCAUAGAUAUAAGUAGAUUGAACCGAAAAUAUCCAGUCAGGGAAUUUCAAAAUCGUACCGAUCAUCGUCUGCGUAUACAAAUGAGCAAAGCAACGAAAACCGGCAUCUCGGUGUACGGUGUACUGGGUAAUUCGAUUCUCCGUUUAUUACCUGAAUCAAGAGACUCGGCAGAGUCUCGGGACAAGUACAU
This is a messenger RNA of Venturia canescens, 1392 nucleotides long. RefSeq names its product prostatic spermine-binding protein. Lineage: Eukaryota; Metazoa; Arthropoda; Insecta; Hymenoptera; Ichneumonidae. The record is from RefSeq and is a predicted model, not a curated record. The transcript is spliced from 2 exons. Bases 157 to 747 code for a protein of 196 amino acids.